CGCUUGGAACCGACCAACCUAACGUCGUAGCAAAGGAUACAAAGAACUCUAUAAACCCCAGAUUCUCUUUUCUCUCUUUUAUCUGUUUUUCUUUAUUAAAGUUUCCUCGGACAGUAAACAAAUCACGCACACCGCCACAUAAUACCACCAACAAUAACAAAUAUGACAGGAAACUCUUCUCAACAACGUCUCGGCCAAAUCUCGGCUCAUUUAGAUUCUAACGACAAGAUGGCUUCCGUGUUUCAGAACGUACCUCAAGCUCCUGCCGACGUUAUUUUCAGUCUGACUGCUGGUUACAAAGCCGAUACCGACCCAAAGAAGAUCAACGUGGGUGUCGGUGCAUUCCGAACCGACGCACUGAAGCCUUACGUGCUUCCUGUCGUCAAGAAGGCCGAUGCCAUUCUAUUCAAUGACGCUUCACUCGAUCACGAGUACCUUCCCAUUGCCGGUCAACCUUCCUAUACCCAAGCUGCUACCAAGUUGAUUCUCGGUCAAGGAAGCCCGGCCAUUCGCGAGAACCGCGUUGCUGCUGUUCAGACCAUUUCCGGCACUGGUGCUAACCACACUGGGGCUGCUUUCCUUGCCCAAUACUACACCAAAAGCCGCAAAUGCUAUAUCUCUAAGCCUACCUGGGCCAACCAUCGCAACAUCUUUAGCUCGGUCGGAUUCGAAGUUGAAGAGUACCCUUAUUGGAACCCUGAGACGCGUGGAUUAAACUAUGCCGCUAUGCUCCAAACCAUGCGCUCUGCUCCCGCUGGCAGUGUCUUUAUUCUUCACGCCUGCGCUCACAACCCCACGGGCGUCGAUCCCACGCAAGAACAAUGGAAGGGCAUUGCCGAGGUGAUGCGUGCCAAGGGCCACUUUCCCUUCUUCGACUGCGCUUAUCAAGGCUUCGCAUCCGGUGAUCUUGACCGUGAUGCUUGGGCUGUGCGAUACUUUGUCGAGCAAGGCUUCGAAUUGUUCGUCGCUCAGUCGUUUGCAAAGAACUUUGGUCUCUAUGGUGAGCGUGCUGGUAACUUGACCAUCGUGGCCAAAUCACCUGCCGAUGCCGGCCAUGUUUUCUCCCAAAUCGAAAAGCUCCAGCGCUCUGAAAUCUCUAACCCUCCUGCCUAUGGCUCCCGUAUUGUCGAUAUCGUCUUGAAUGACCCUGCCCUCUAUGCCGAAUGGAAGGAGAACCUUAAAUACAUGUCCAACCGAAUCAUCAGCAUGCGUAAGCAAUUAUAUGCCCGUCUUGUCGAAUUAGGCACGCCCGGCACAUGGAAUCACAUCACUGAUCAGAUUGGCAUGUUCUCAUUCACUGGUCUUCACGCAUCUCAAGUCAAGGUUCUCAAGGAAAAGUAUCAUAUCUAUUUGACUGAUAACGGUCGUAUCUCCAUGGCUGGUCUGUCAACAAGCAAUGUUGACUACUUUGCUAGAGCAGUAGACGAUGUUGUCCGGAAUGUACGCGUCUAAAAGCUACUUUUACAAAACAAAACAAAAUAAAAUAUUAUAAAAAAAAUAGAAACGUCA
Zychaea mexicana is the source of this 1509-nucleotide messenger RNA. Its product is annotated as aspartate aminotransferase. Gene Ontology annotation, molecular function: L-aspartate:2-oxoglutarate transaminase activity; pyridoxal phosphate binding. The transcript has 6 exons. The coding region runs from base 163 to 1452 and encodes 429 amino acids. Gene Ontology annotation, cellular component: cytosol. The record is from RefSeq and is a predicted model, not a curated record. NCBI's taxonomy places the organism in Eukaryota, Fungi, Mucoromycota, Mucoromycetes, Mucorales, Lichtheimiaceae. Gene Ontology annotation, biological process: L-aspartate biosynthetic process.